UAAGGAUCUGGAAUUCCCUCAAGUGUUUCUCACUCUCAUAUAUAUUUCAAAAAACACGAUAAAAAAAAAAGAUUCAAGAAAAUAAGUUUUUGAGAAACCAUGCCACCAUAAUUGAGCCUGCAGAACAUUCUGCAUCUACCUGUUUAUGGGAACUUUGGUUUUCUCAGCCACAAAAUAAAUAAAAACAAGGAAACUUGGUCAACUCCAGUUAUUACAAAAAUGAAUCCUCACAGCAGGGAAAAUAUGGUAUAAAUUGUUUUGCAAAAAUCUUUAGUUGACGGGUUCCAUCUCAACAACUAUUUGGUGCAGAUAGCAACUCAAGCCCUCGUAUAUGUUGUGUUUCUUUGACUUCAAGGGACAAUCAAGUGAAGCAAUGCCUCACCAAUUGAACAAACCCCAAAUGAACACAAUAUAUAUUGAGUUUGUCACUACCAAUCACAAACCAUCAGCUCCUUCCUUUCAUUAAAAAAAAAAAAAGAAAAGAAAAUACCAUUCCUAUAACUUUCAAAACAUUCAAAUAUAAAAUGAAACCUGAUUAAUCAUAGCCUUCUGAUUCUCCCCUCUACUCUAUGAUAACAACAAUAAUUUCAACUGAUUCAGUGGAGGCGACCAAAAUUUUCCAUUUCCAUUGAUCGUUGAUAAGUUUGGCAAGAUGGGGUCUGUGGAGAGAUCAAAGAAGAAAGUUCAGUUAUGGAAGAAAGCUAUUGUUCACUUCUCUUUAUGUUUUGUCAUGGGGUUUUUCACAGGCUUUGCUCCAACAGGUAAGGAUUCGAUUUUUUCUAGCCCUGUUGCUACAAAGAAUAAAUUACAGAUUUCGCCGCAACCUGUUCAAACGUUGAACCAAGCAACAACAGCAGUACAUAGCAGUAAUGUUAACAGAAGUUUGAGAGCGGAAACUCCAGCUCCAGUUUCAGCAAAGUCCAAGGAAAUAGACAGUCCAAAACAAUUGGAUUUUCAUCAAGUCGAGUUACCAUCUAGAAGACUCAUAAUUAUUGUUACACCAACAAGCACAAAAGAUAAGUUUCAAGGGGUGUUCUUGAGGAGGCUAGCAAGUACUAUAAGGCUGGUUCCUCAACCAUUGUUAUGGAUUGUCGUGGAAGGGCAAUCAGAUUCGAAUGAGCUAUCCGAAAUACUUAGAAAAACAGGUACCAUGUAUCGGCAUUUGGUGUUGAAGGAGAAUUUUACAGACCCUGAAGCAGAGCUGAAUCAUCAAAGAAAUGUUGCAUUGAAGCACGUUGAGCAUCACAAGCUGAGCGGGAUUGUUCAUUUCGCCGGACUUUCCAAUGUUUAUGAUCUUGAUUUCUUCAAAGAGCUUAGACAAAUUGAGGUGUUUGGGACUUGGCCAAUGGCCUUACUGUCAGCAAACAAGAGGAAAGUUGUGAUUGAAGGACCAGUUUGCGAUUCCUCUCAAGUUAUAGGAUGGCAUCUAAGGAAGAUGAACAACCAGACAGAUGGGGAAACAGAUGCAGCAGAACCAAAACCUCUUAUUCAUAUAUCAAGUUUUGCAUUCAACAGUUCAAUCCUUUGGGACCCUGAGAGAUGGGGUCGCCCUACAUCUGGUCAAGGCACUUCACAGAAUUCACUCAAAUUUGUGAAACAAGUUGUUCUAGAAGAUGAGACCAAGGUAAGGGGUAUCCCACCAGAAGAGUGCUCCAAAAUCAUGCUUUGGCGUCUUCGUUUUCCUAUUGGAGUGGUGCCAACAAAUCUUGUCAAAACAACCUCAUUGUUGGAUGUUAUUACUCAAAGAUAAAAGGAGGAACAAAUAUGAUGCAGAUUGCAGAGAGAAGAUUUCAAUUGGAGCAGAAAGUAUGAUCAUAUUAAGAGCAUAAUUUUCAAAAUUUUCGCAUUUAUCAUGUAAUUUUUUUAAUUGUUACACAUUUUUCAAUUUUUUGUGGUUCUCUGUAAUUAGUGUCAACAACAUUUGGACCAUCUUUUUCUUGCCAGUUGCAAUUCCAAUAUAUAUAAAAAAAAAU
Messenger RNA from Durio zibethinus, 1973 nucleotides. RefSeq names its product beta-1,4-xylosyltransferase IRX9-like. The record is from RefSeq and is a predicted model, not a curated record. Lineage: Eukaryota; Viridiplantae; Streptophyta; Magnoliopsida; Malvales; Malvaceae. Gene Ontology annotation, cellular component: Golgi membrane. Gene Ontology annotation, molecular function: galactosylgalactosylxylosylprotein 3-beta-glucuronosyltransferase activity; xylosyltransferase activity. Gene Ontology annotation, biological process: glucuronoxylan biosynthetic process; plant-type secondary cell wall biogenesis.